Messenger RNA from Harpia harpyja (harpy eagle), 2144 nucleotides. RefSeq names its product sclerostin domain containing 1 (gene SOSTDC1). Lineage: Eukaryota; Metazoa; Chordata; Aves; Accipitriformes; Accipitridae. Gene Ontology annotation, molecular function: BMP binding. Gene Ontology annotation, biological process: negative regulation of BMP signaling pathway; negative regulation of Wnt signaling pathway. Bases 719 to 1288 code for a protein of 189 amino acids. The transcript is spliced from 4 exons. The record is from RefSeq and is a predicted model, not a curated record.
GAUUGCAGCUGCCAAGUAGGGGAAAAAUCUGGGACAAAUGGCCGUAUUUUUCUUUCUACACAGGCAAAAUCUGCAGAUGGAACAAGACGUGCUAUCCGGAGAAAAGCAGCUGUGCGACAACCCCAAGCGCAUUGACGCCUGUGCCUGGGACGGCAGAAGGCGCACGGCUGCCGGGCGUUACCAAUGGGGAACGCACACCUACUUCGGAGAACAGAAAUCCCCGAUACUACGCCAGAUACAGUCAAGGAGACCGUGCCCCGAGAUUUGCAUUCCUCAAACUCCAUUAUUUGGGAUCUCACGCUCUCCCCACGCCAGGAGCCCCCUUCCCAGUCAGUCCCGGCUCUCCACCACAGCACCCCGCGGCCCCGGCAGGGCCCGCAGCUGCUCCGCCAGAGCUCAGGUGCGCGGCUUCUCCCGGCCAAAUCCCUCCCAGGCAGGGCAGGCUGUCACGCAGGGCUUGGGGCCGGCUCUCUCGGAGGAGCCGAGCCGCCCGCUGCCGCCCCAGGGUGGACGCGGGGAGGGGGGAUGCCGGGGCCGGCCCGCGCUGCCAGGGCGAGCGGGGGAGGUUAGCUCCUUCCGCCGCCGCGGGAGGACCUGAGCACGCCUUCCUUCGCCCAUUCUGCAUGCUGGACUGUUCCUCCAGUUCAGCUUCCAAGUCUGAUUGACAGUCAGAAAAGAAAUUCUUGUCUGCUGCAGCUCUUUUCUGGCUUGCAUCUUCAUGAAAAGCUACUUGGCUUUCAAGAACGAUGCCACAGAGAUACUUUAUUCACACGUCGUUAAACCUGCCGCAGCGAGCCCAAGCAGCAAUAGCACGAUGAACCAAGCCAGGAACGGAGGCAGGCACUACACCAGCACUGCAUCCGACCGUAACAAUCGUGUUCAAGUUGGCUGUCGGGAACUGAGAUCCACCAAGUACAUUUCAGACGGCCAGUGCACCAGCAUCAAUCCACUGAAGGAGCUGGUGUGUGCUGGUGAAUGCCUCCCUUUGCCACUGCUCCCCAACUGGAUUGGAGGAGGUUAUGGAACCAAGUACUGGAGCAGGCGGAGCUCGCAAGAGUGGAGAUGUGUCAAUGACAAAACUCGCACCCAGAGGAUCCAGCUUCAGUGCCAGGAUGGAAGUAUAAGAACCUACAAAAUAACUGUGGUCACAGCCUGCAAGUGCAAGCGAUACACCAGACAGCACAAUGAGUCCAGCCACAACUUUGAGGGAACCUCUCAAGCAAAACCCAUCCAGCACCACAAAGAGAGGAAAAGAGCCAGUAAAUCCAGCAAACAUAGUACAAGUUAGAAGUCAGACAUUCUCUCCUCUCUCAUCUCCCUCUCCUCAUGCCAAAACUGAACUCGCCUGUAAUCAUUUGCUUUACCAUUCUGACUGCUUAAAGACAAGUCUGCCAUUGCUAUGUUCUCAGCUGACACUACAUGCUUAUUGCUUUGACCAAAAUCAAAAGGGGCAUUCUCAGCAUGUGGACCUUUUGGGUGAUUUUCCAAAUGCUCAAGAUGGGGAAUAACACAAACUUUCCAAACCUACACUAUAAACUUUUACAUUUUCUCCAGCCAUGGAGGCAAAGAAAAUUUGCCAUAAAUAUUCACUGAAGUCUAUUUUGUAAAAAGAUGCUUUGUUGUGUGUUUUCAUGAGAACAGUUAUCAAGUCUAUUGCCUUCUAUAUCAUGUUUUAUGAACUUCUGACAACAGCUUAAAAAUACAACACCUAGUAUCUGCUUUCAGAUUCAUUCUAAAAAAAAUGCCUUGCAUGCUGACCUUUCUCUUAUCUCAGUAUACCAAAAAUUAAAAUAUGCAUGGCAGCAAUCAAAAAGUAAAGCUGAACAAACUAUUUAUUUGUUGUUGUAAUUAUUUAAUGAGCUUUUAUGUGUGUUAUUUCCCUCCAAAAUGUUCUUAUGUUUAUAGCUUUCCUCAUAUAUCAAAGUAUUUCCCUAUGAUUUGUGGCUGGAUUAGAACAUACAUUUUGUAGAUAAUGUAAAAUAGACAUUUUAGCAUUCUAGGUAUAUAUAUUUUCAUUUUGAACAUUCAUAGACUUAGGUGUUAUUUUGAAGUAGCAACAUAAAAAUUGGUUUUUUUCACUCUCCACUCUGUAUUAUUUUUGUUUAAAAGUGUGCAAUCAAAAGACAGAUAUGAUGACUUCCUUU